This is a messenger RNA of Oryzias latipes (Japanese medaka), 10846 nucleotides long. It is a transcript of the gene arhgef17, whose product is annotated as Rho guanine nucleotide exchange factor (GEF) 17. Gene Ontology annotation, biological process: actin cytoskeleton organization. NCBI's taxonomy places the organism in Eukaryota, Metazoa, Chordata, Actinopteri, Beloniformes, Adrianichthyidae. Gene Ontology annotation, molecular function: protein binding; guanyl-nucleotide exchange factor activity. The record is from RefSeq and is a predicted model, not a curated record.
CGGAAAAUCCUGAAAGCAGGAGAUCCACCGACGGUUUGUCCUGAGGAUGGGCCCGGCGCGCGCGCCGACGGGCUGCACUGAAAGCUGAGGCGCUCCGGGAGCCGCGGAGGACAAAAAGCUCUCGUUUUUGUUUUUUUCUGGGGAGGAGGGCUUUUUUUCUUUUUCUGCACGGAGGAGGUUUCGGGAUUCAGCUGCAAACAUGUAAGUUGUGAGGAAAGAGGAAGUUCUGCGCUGCUUUCCGCGUGCGCCUCACCUGAGCUCGAGGCUCUGAACUCUCAUCACGCUGUUAACUUCCAAACAAAAGGAAACAAACUAAAGUCAAAGUUGGUGCAGCUGGAGGCUCAUUACGGGAGGGGGGGGGGGGGCAUGGAGCUCGGCUCCAAAAGGUGCUGCUGUUCGUGGAGAUGAAAUGCGCGCGUGAACAAAGGGGGACAUGAACAAUGGCAGAAAGAGGGAGGAAGAACACGCUCGUGUACCGCAGCGUCUCCUUCAGAAAGUUGGGGUCGGUGGGGGCCGGCAGGAGCGAGGAGCAGCACAAAUCAGAGGCAGCUGGGGCGGCCCUCCCCGCUGAGCGCUCGGACGCAGCAGGAGGGACGCGGACUGCGUCAAGAAAAGUUUCCAAACUCACAAGCAGCGCCGGCCUCCCCACCGCAGAGCAGAAAAGAGCCCCCUCCGCCCUCCCCACCUCCAUUUCUCCAUCCUUCCGCCAGCUCACGGAGAGGUUCAGCAGCGCGAGGACGCCGGGAGCAGCGCUCGGCGGGCGGAGUCGAAGCUCCAGGAGGAAAAGUUUUGCCGAGGAGGAGAACAAUCUGCAGGACAGCGACUCCACCACCGCCGCAGAGUCUUCUUCGGAAGCCAAAGCAAAGCUCCUCUCCAGCACCGACUCUCUGUCCGGUUCGGACUCGGAGAGGAAAACCGAGAGAGGAGUUCUGACGCGUCUCCCAGCCGAAAGCAGAAGCUCUCCAGGGAAAAGGGACUAUUCUCAGGUCAACGUGCGCUGCUCUGAGCCCAGGAAGGCUGCAAGCGAGGAAGAGGAGGAUGGUGGCAGCAGAGGAGUUUCUCCACCCUGCAAAACCCACAGAAGGUAUCUGUCUGCCCACCACAAAGACUUCAGCCCCCCACACCCAGAAACAUGGCCCAGCGUCACCAGAAUAAGACAACUUUUCGAUGAGAAGGAAAGCAGAUGUUUGCAGAACCUGAAAGCGGCCGACAGAGGACUCCUGCUGGAGCUCAGCUGUCCUCCUCCUCAGACACGGAGCAGAGAAAGCCUCCCUGCAAAAGAAACCUUCUGCCGUGACCGCAUCUCCAAAGGUCAUGUCUCAAAGAAACCAGAAGCAGACGUAGGGCCCAAAGGAGAUCCUUGUCAAAACUGUUGUGGUCACUACUGUGGGAUUAAGAGGACUGGUAGUCCGGAGGUGGAGCACAAGACCCCCAAAUGGACGGGAUCGACAUCUGACCCCGGCCCUGACCUUCAACCCGGUGCUGCUUCAUCUUUCAGCCGCUCAGAAACCUCCUCCUGCUCCUCCUCUAUCCAGCAGCCUACACAGAGGGGGAGAAGGGAUAGACAGGGGGUCGGGCUGCCCAGGGAUAGUUUACAUUCUUCACAUAGCUCCUCCAGAGAACCAGCCCCCACCUUCUCCUCCUCUGCCCCAGAUAAAGCUAUUACCUCCUCCUCUUCAGUUGCUCCUUCAUCUGAGCUGGAAACCCCACAAACUCCUAAGUCUCUUCUUUGGAGGUUUAGCUCUGGAGACGAAGAGGAGGUUCAAAACAGGAGGCGAAGAGGAGGUGGUUGGGGUGUCCCCCCCAGCUCCUCUGCUGCUGCAGGAAGGGAAGGAGGUGCCACAGAGCGAGGGGCCAGCUUUUUGUCCCGCAGUAAAAAUGACUGUUGGGCGACGAAGGGCUUUGGCAGGUCCUCAGGCAGCGAGGAGGACAGCCCCUCCACUCUAGGCUCCCACUGCCAGGAGGCGGCACGUCGCCGCUCACUGAGAAAAAAGAAAAAAGUCGCCGGGUCGGCUCCAGCCGCAGGCCGGGAUGAUUACAAUCAUGACGAUGCAGAGUUAGAAGACAGCGACAGUGACUUGGCUGUGACCAUGGACCCUCUUGAGAGGCAGCAGCAAAACACCGGCGGGAUGGUGCAGAGGAGCCACUCUGCGCGAGAAGCCAGCGUUCGCAGCAACAGAGCCAGGGUUCAGCACUGGGAGCGCAUCUCCUCACCUGUGACGUCCAGCACACUCCCAGGUGUGUCGCGUGUGGCAAAGGUCAGCAUCCCCCCCUUCGCCUCUGGGGAUUCACGCUGCAGCAGCAGAUACUCCAGUUCUGAGACGCUGAAAGUUGAAGACCCAACCCUCUCUGCCAGCCACGCCUCCAAGGGUUUCCUCUGCUCUGGUGGGACCCAGAGCAGUCCGAGUAGAGCGGCAUCUUCAUCCAUGCUGAGUAAAACCUACCACGGGAAUUUCACCAUGUAUCGCUCCCCAAGCUUUGGCCACGGGGACAACUUUUCCCGCUCUCCUGUGCGCCCCAAGCUUGUGCCAACGGUGUUACCCUCACCUUCUCCAAUCGAUAGCGUCACAUCAGGGGUCAGACGUGGUGAAAAGGUGAUGUUAAGGAAAACGGGAGGUGGCAUCCUAAAUGAGAAGAACAAAAUCCAAAUUUCCACGUCUAACCCUGACAUUUCCUCAGAAACAAUCACCCUCCUAAACUUCCUGAAGUCGGAUUUGUCAGGCCUCAGGGUGCACAGGACGAGUGUAGGAGACCGAGCUGCGGGUGUGGAGAGUUCGUCGGCGUACAAGAAGGACUCUGGGCCUCCACACAAGGCCGUUAUGUCUUCCAGCCAUCGGCCUUCGCUGAAGGACCUGACAGCCACACUACGGCGCGCUAAAUCUUUUACCUACUCGGACAAACCCUCCAUCGGGGCGAGGUGUUAUUUGAAAGGUGGCGCCACAAGAAGAAGCUCCUCUGAAGAACAGCUGGACUUGGAUGGAGAGGCAGGUGAGGUGAUGUCAGAAAGGGAAGUGGAAAGUGAUGGUGGAGACAUUAGAGUUGGGCAAAGAAUCAAGUCAUAUGGACACGAUGAGGAUGAUGAUGAAGAAGUGAUGCAAACCCCAAUGCAGAGGAGGUGUGCCCAGGAAGCCCGGCAGGUCAUUCAGGACAUCUGCCAGAUGUGUACCAGGAGUGAUGAAGAGGAUGAUGCGUUUCUAAAAAGAGCCAGUGGUUCUGUGAGGGAAACCUGCUCCCAGUUUAAUGGCACCGGUCUGGAGACUGAGAAGGUGGAGAGCAUCAAAGAUGAAAGAAGAGCUGAAGGAGCUGAGUUUGAGGAGGCAGCAGGCAAAGAUAAACAUGAGCAGGAGACGGGGGAGAGGAGUGGACAGAGAGUGCAGCUGGAGAAGCUGCUCAGCACGGGCUCAGAGGGCUGGGAGAAGCCAGAGGGACGGCACAGAGCACUACAAGGAGAUCUUCUCAAGGGGGACUCGGAGGAAAACAUGCUGUAUGAAGGUUCAGUGGAUGAACGUUCAGGCCAUGAGUCCAGUUUGACCGACGAGGGGAUUGUGACCGAGCCGGAGAUGGGUCCCAGUGACCUCUUGGAGAGGUCGCUCCCAGCAGGACUAAAUUUGGGGUCACGAAUGGCAAGAGAGGAGCUGAGGCAGCCUGUGGAUGCGUGGAAGCAUUUGGGUCUCUGUGACUCUGAAGAAAAGAGGAUGGAGAGCAGCUCGGGUGGUCCAAACCGCCUGAGUGAGGUCAGGAUUUCUUGUCUUCCUGAUCUCACGGCGAGUCUGAGCGCCGAUGCUAGUGAGGGGGUCCACGUUAACCCUGCUGCGUCACAGGGAUCAGGAGGAGGCGGCUUUGAAGCUCCUGCAACCCCAGGUGCUGUCCGACGGAGGCGCAAGUUCUCUCCUUCAAACGGCAACAACACAGGCUCUGAUUCCAAUUGCGGCAGUCAUGCAGAGUCAGCAGCAGCUGUAGGAAACGGGGAGUCAACUGUCUACCGUUCCCUCAGCGAUCCCAUGCCUCAGCGGCGCUGCUCUGCUGCAGGAGACGGAAACAAAAACUAUUCUUCUGUGGACAGCAACUUUCUAGGGUCGCUGUCUGUGAAGGGAGCAGGUGGAGGCCCUUCGGAGGCCUCUGAUGCAGCCGCAGUGACCGAAUACAAGGGAAGUGUCGCCAGUGACCUGUCAGUUUGCAGCGACGGCGGUCUCCAGGACGACAGUGUCCGCGAUUACAGUGGUGUGAUCAAGAACAUUGUUUCUGAGCCUGGCGCGAUGGACAAUCUGGUGGUUGACGAUCACAGCAAUGGCAAAGCCCCCAAAAAAAAGUCUUUCAGUGACCCCAGUCGUCGUAGUGACGCCCUUUUACUUUCCCAGAAUGACCCCCAGCUCAGGGGUCAGGCGGGCGGCGCUCAGCCAAUAAGCGAGCUGGAGCAGUCUGGUCAGAUUCCGCCCUCCAGCAGUGAGCCAAUCCUGAGCGAGCAAAGAGGGGAUCUGUGGGAACCAAAAGUCCAGCCUGCACGGGUCAAGGUCACCCGGUCCCAGUCAGAGAGCUGCCCCAAGUCUAACAAUGACGACGAAGAGGAUGGUGACAUGAUAGACCAAGACGGAGAAGAAGAGGUGCAGAAAUUUAACUUCAACCUCAAGCUUGCUGAAGUCUUGUCUCCUAGAUUGAUCCGCAGGCCCACCAGAAAACGUCCAAACAGGCUGUUUGUGCCCCAAGAGGACCCGUUUGAGCCCCUGGAGCUGGGUCCAGACGGCCAACAGGUCAGUCCCAACGAGCUCGCCUCUUCUCCACCACUGACGACCAACUCCAAGACAGCGCUGAAGCAUGUCCGGCACACUAGUGAACCUGCAACUUUCAUCCCCAUAUCCCCUGCUCCUCAUCUGCAGCCUCUCAAGGAAGCAGAGAGCAUCACUGUUGGACCUCCUGCAGACCCUGAGGUGACAUCCAAACCUGCAGGUGAAGAAGCUCCCUCAUUGGAAGAUGUGACACAAAAAUAUAUCCUUGAACUGAACGCCUCUGAAAGAGACACAGGGGCAAAGGAGGUCUCUCAAGGUUCAGCAUCAAGUUUGGAGGCGCCUGGAGAAACCGGCAUCGGUGGACUGGUAGAAGCUGCACCCCAGAAGAAGGACAACGCUUCAGUUUCUGCACCACAGAGGACCAAACCCCGAGUGGACAUGAGGAAACAUGUGAUGAUGACCCUCCUGGACACAGAACAGUCAUAUGUGGAGUCUUUGCGCAGCCUUGUUCAGGGCUACAUGCGUCCUCUCAAACAACCAGACAGCGGCACCAUUGUGGACCCUCUGCUGGUGGAUGAGAUGUUUUAUCAGAUCCCAGAGAUCCUGGAGCACCACGAGCAUUUCCUGGACCAGGUUUCCAGCUGCGUCAGUCAGUGGCAUGACAGACAGACCAUUGGACACAUCCUCGUCCAAUCCUUCUCCAAAGAGGCCCUGGCUGAUAUGUAUUCAGCAUACAUCGACAAUUUUCUCAACGCCAGAGACGCCGUGAGGAUCGCCAAGGAGGCCAAGCCGGCUUUUCACAAGUUCCUGGAGCAGAACAUGCGAGAGAACAAGGAGAAGCAGGCUCUGGGCGAUCUGAUGAUAAAGCCAGUGCAGAGGAUACCUCGCUAUGAGCUGCUGGUCAAGGACUUGCUGAAGCACACUCCAGAGGACCACCCAGACCACUCGUACUUAAUGGACGCUCAGAGGGAUAUCAAGCGGCUGGCUGAGAAAAUCAACAAGGGUCGGCGCUCCGCUGAGGAGGCAGAGCGGGAGGCCAGGGUGAUCCAGGAGAUCGAGGCUCACAUUGAGGGAGUGGAACAUAUUCUGAAUCCACAGAGGAAGUUCCUGAGACAGGAAAUAGUUAUGGAAGCGAAGACAGUUGGUGGGAAGAAGGACCGUUCCCUCUUCCUCUUCAGUGACCUCAUCAUCUGCACCACUCUGAAGAGGAAGUCUGGUUCAUUAAGACGCAGCUCCAUGAGCCUAUACACUGCAGCCAGUGUAAUUGAUACCACCAGUAAAUACAAGUUUUUGUGGAAACUUCCUUUGGAAGAGGUGGAGGUGGUAAAAAGUUCCACUCAGGCAACAAACAAGGAGAGCAUCCAGAAGAUGAUCAGCCGACUAGAGGAGGAUCUCAGCACAAUGGGUCAGAUCAGCAAACUGUCAGAGACCCUCAGCUUCCCACACCUGUCCUUAGACGAGGUCAUAAAGGAUCUAAUGGCAUCGGUGCACAAAGAGCUGUCAGAGAAGCAGUCGUUGGCCUUCAGUAUGACGUUCCUGCCAACAAAGCUGGAGUUUACCACAGUCUCAGCUGAAAGCACCUUCGUCUUUGAAUUCAGCUCACCUGACGCUCUCUCCAGCUUCGAGCAGGCCUUCGAGGACGCCAAGAAGAAGCUGGCUAUGAAUAAGGACCAGUGGGACCCGGAGUUCCUGAAGGCCAUCCCCAUCAUGAAGACCCGCAGUGGAAUGCAGUUUUCCUGCGCCUCUCCCAGCCACAGCUGCCCCGAUAGCGGCUGUGAGGUGUGGGUGUGCAACAGCGACGGCUACGUGGGGCAGGUCUGCUUGUUGAAUAUCAAAGACGAGCCCACGGUGGAGGCCUGCAUCGCCGUCUGCUCUGCAAGAAUCAUUUGCAUCGCUGCAGUUCCAGGGCUCAAGGGAAGGGACCGUGGGUCGGAGCCGACUCCAUCGUCUACAGCAGCUGGUCACUCCCAGCAGCAGCAGCUUCACAUUUCCAUCUCUCGUUCCACUCUGGAGCUCGCAGAGCAGCCGACUGGACCAGGAGCAGAGCUGGUUCCUUUUGACAGUGACGACACAGAUGAUGAAGACUCCCCCAGUCCUUCCUCCACUCUGCAGAGUCAAGCCAGUCACUCAACUAUCUCCUCCAGCUUUGGCAAUGAUGAAGGCCCGGGCUCCAAAGACAUGGCUACAGAGACCACCAGCAGUGAGGAGGAGCAGGAGUUCCCAGUAGCGGGCUCUUACAGCGCCCCGGGAAUGUUGGGCGUUGGAGGAGGAAGCCGGGCUCUCACCGAGAGCCCCAUGGACGGCAGGGCCAUGAGACGAUCCUCUCGGGGAUCCUUCACCCGGGCCAGUCUGGAGGACCUUCUGAGUAUCGACCCGGAGGCCUAUCAGAGCUCUGUGUGGCUGGGCACCGAGGACGGAUGCAUCCACGUGUACCAGUCCUCCGACAACAUCCGCAACCGGAAGAACAGUAUGAAGAUGCAACAUGCGGCCUCCAUCCUCUGCAUAUUGUUUUUCGACAACAAAGUGUUUGUGUCUUUAGCAAACGGAGAGGUGAUUGUGUAUCAGAGAGAUGCAGGUAGUUUCUGGGACCCUCAGUCUUCUCAGACACUAGUUCUUGGUACGCCCAGGAGCCCGGUCACCAAAAUGGUUCCUGUUGGAGGGAAGCUCUGGUGUGGCUCGCAAAACAAAGUUCUGAUCAUCAAUCCUACUACACUGGUACAAGAGCACUGGUUCCAGGUGGGCACAGACAGCAGUCGCUGCGUGAUAUGCAUGGUGGCGUACGGUCAUGGUGUGUGGUUGGCGCUGCAGGGGAGCGCCCAGGUCAGGCUGUACCAUGCCCAGACCUGGGAGAGCCUGACGGAGGUGGACGUGGCCCCCGCUGUGCACAAAAUGCUUGCAGGGGCAGAUGCAAUCAUCAGACAGCACAAAGCUGCCUGUCUCAGAAUCACAGCCCUACUGGCCUGUAAAGACCUGCUGUGGAUCGGAACCAGUGCAGGGGUAGUUCUUACACUGGCAAUCCCAGCAGUGACUUCAGGAACCGGAGCUGGGACUCUGAAAUCUUCUCUUGUGCCAAUGGGGUCAGCUCAUGGUCACACGGGCCAUGUCCGGUUCCUCACAUCAAUUGAACUGCCUGAAGGGUUUGACAUGAACUUUCCUCCUACAACAACUAAUUCUACAGGCAAUCUGUCUCAGAGCAGUAGCACAGUUGAAGGAGGCCUUCAACGGCGAGACUCGGCACAUCGCAGGACCUCCGCUCACAUCCCACCAAAAACCAACCAUCUUGUCAUCUCUGGUGGAGAUGGAUACGAGGAUUUUAGACUCACCAACAGCAGUGAAACGGUCGGGCGUGAUGACAGUACCAACCAUCUUUUACUCUGGAGGGUCUGAGACGAUCAAAACCCAGCUGCUUUGUCUGGCCGCGAUCAGCUUGAGAGCUCGUGACCUUCAACCUCAACAGACUUGUGUUUUUGGACCUUUGCUUGGUCUGCUGGUGUCUCUGUGCAACAGUCAGCUGCUCCCUCCUGGAUGUACGCUAAAAUGCAUCAUCAAAGCUGGUUUUGUUGUGGUAAUGUCCGAUUCUGUGCACAUGUCUGUAAGUGUAGCUUAAAAAAUGUGUCUUUAGACAGUAGCUUUUACUGAAAAGACUUAAAAAGACAAAGAAGGGAUUAAAAAAUAAGAUGUUCAGAGGUUUGGUUAUGCUCAAGACUGUCAAGAAGGGCUACACAGACGUGGAUGUGGAUUCUACGGAGCAUCAUUGCACAAGAAGAGGAAGGAAGACGUUUUAAAGAAGCAUUUGUGUCUUUUUGGAAUUCAAGAUAUCAUCAUUGCUUUAGACUUGGCUCCUCCAGACCGCAUUUGAAAGUUCUGGCUAAUGAGUUUGGGUUGGGAUAAGCGGUAAAUCCUCACAGACGUAGAAGACGGUGUUGUGUGCUUUGAACCUGAGUGGAAAUCACGUCUUUGGGUGAACCCACACAGAAAGCACCGUCUUACCGGUCAGAAUGCACGGGUUUUCUGAAGAGGAUGACUUUGUUGUUGUUUUAAGAUAUCCUUUUUAUGCCAGUUUUGCUGCCAUUUAAAGACGACUGAAAUGUCAAAGACGCCGGGUUUUACUGCUGGUUUGAAGAAGACAAAAAAAUGGAGACAUUCCUCCUUAACAUGACCAUGCCAAAGUCUCACAUGUGCAAACGUGUCCUGCCAUGACAUUUCCGUUUUUGUUGAACGCUGUUAUUUUUGACAGGGCCUCUUUGAAGAGGAUGCUUGAUGAUGAUAGCAGGAAGAGAUAGCUGUGUACAGUAUUUAUGGUUUCAAUUUUAGCGCCUUCUUUUACAGCACUUAAUUUAUAGAAGAUGUAGCUGUCACGUUUUCUUGUUGAGCUGGCAAACUCAGCGCAAUUGCUUGGUGUGAGGACAGGCGGGCACAUUUUUGGGCUGUGGGCAUUGUAGUUCACCAAAAUAAAAAGAUUUUGAAAGGUCAUAAAUGCUGUUGGGCAUUAACCAAAAUACUUGUGCCACUGAAAGAAUUCGUCAUGUUGAACCUAUCCCUAGUGCAAAAAUAAAUGAUCGAAAACAAGAUUUUGGUCAAGCACACAAGACGGGGAGUUUGUCAGAAGGACAAACGUUGAGCCAAAUGUGGCUCCUGAAGUCUACAAAUUAAGCCAUGACACACACCAACACACACAAGGUGAACAACAGCAGAUGUCUGUAGAAGUGAAGGAUGACUCGGCCUUUUCCUCACACGCACUCUCACACAUUGGAGUUUGCUUCUGGCUGUGGGGGGGUUAAAGAGUGUUUGAUCCCUCCAAGCCUAGAAACCCUCAUUGCACUUUACCGGCCAUCUGGACUCUUCACCUGAGCUUUCCCGCAUAUAAAUGCAAACAUGCUGCUCUCUCCCUCUGUCAGGGAUAAGAGGAUUUACCAGCUCCUAUCAAGCCGGCUAGCAUUUAAAAAAAACUCAGAGACCUUCCAGGGGUUUUGUUAUUUGCGUGAUAAAGCUUUGCUGUUGUUUUUUAGCAAUGCUUAAGCAAAAAUACAGCUAACUUAUGCUAGCCUAUUAAGAUCAUGGCACCAUGACAUUUUAAGAAAGUUUUGGUUCAACAGAAUGGUACAUUUUCCUCUCCAAUGCUAAUCCCAGCAGCGUGUUCACUUGAGUACGCUAAAUGUUAAAAAUCUGCAAAAGCACAUUGUGUUUUAGUGUUAGAAUACUUUUAAAUGCCCCCCCACCACCCCCCAGAAUACCAGCAUGAAAAGCAGUAUCAAGGGUCGUUUCCUAUAGUUUUUGAGUUAAUGGUUUAAAAACUUUUUUUCCAUCUUUUGUGUGACCUGUUUGUGUAAAGAGCUGCCAUUUUUGGUCUAUGAAAAGUCCAAGUUGAUGCUGACGGUUUAACUCCUUGCAGGACGGAGUCACUACCUUCAUGAUGACCCACUGGGAGUCAAGCAACUGGACUCUGUGAAUGUCUGUUUUCAUUGGACCUCUUGAUUAUUGACUGAUCAUGCACUUCGGUUGGAGUUACCUUUAGAUCCAGUAGAUUCAUUCCAUCAUCAGAGCUUUGAGCCAAACAUAAUGAAACUGAACUUGGAUUCUACAAACGCCAUGAUAUGAAGUAAAAAUAAUUAGUAAAAGAAAGCAACGUUUUCUGAAAUUCAUUCAAACUUUUGCACCAGAUUGUACAUAACUUUAUCAGGCCCGUCUGUGAACUAGGUCAUAUUGUUGUAAAUAUUGGUACACCCCUCCUUUUUCUGUUUAAAAAAAAAUGCACCCACGGUUCUCAAUUGUUGAUAUGACGUGUGAAAGAUUUGUUUAUAUUUGUGUUUUUUUUUCUCCUUUCUCUUUACAUUUGCUGUCAGUCACUUUUAAAUUAUAGCUGUCACCUAUUUUUUUAGGAUGAUCUCUGUUAAGAUUUGGUAUUUAUGUCAUCACCUUCAGCUCCUGGCCAUGCUCUUGUUUGCUUUGUUACUCAUGAUCACCAGAAAGGAAAAAAAAAAAAAACAUGUCAGUUUCUUUGCACGGCCAACUUCCUGACUCUGACUGACACCUUCCAGGUGUCAUGGCUACCCUCCCCCCCCCAUCAGAGGUACCUCCUGUAUGUAGCUGUUUCUCUUUGUAAUUAAAUCAUUUCACUGGUG